AUGGGAAACUGUUUUUCGGAUCCAUCGGCAGAUCAUAAGAAAGCAAGUCAAGGUCAGAAACUAGGAUCAGCACCCUCAAACCACAGACCACAGCAAGUGCCGGUCGCAGGUACAAACAAUCAAUCAUCGAUAUCAAAUAGGAAUAACGCACCUCCACGGACGCUGGGAGACGUAGGGGUUGGAAGUGAUGGGGAUCCGAGAGAGAGGGCUUUGAGAGCUGCUGAGGAGAGAGCGAAAGCUGCACAAACAAAAGGAGUGAACACGUCAAAUCCCAAAGCAGGUCAACUGUCAGCUAAAUUAGCCGCGGAAAAUAAGAAACCAAGUUCUCCAAACGUGAACGAUAACAGAAUGAUGGAUCGUGGAGAGUGGAAUUAA
Messenger RNA from Kwoniella shivajii, 375 nucleotides. RefSeq lists its product as uncharacterized. Lineage: Eukaryota; Fungi; Basidiomycota; Tremellomycetes; Tremellales; Cryptococcaceae. The record is from RefSeq and is a predicted model, not a curated record. The transcript is spliced from 3 exons. The coding region runs from base 1 to 375 and encodes 124 amino acids.